CAGGAGAAGUUUCUCCUCGUCAGUUACUGGGGACCCCUGCGGUUUUACGAGUUGCUGCGACAACUAUACAAUGCUGUCAAUUCCACGACUAGUGGGAAGUGGGAAUGCGGAGGGCCAUGCCAUGCCCGGAUGCGCUAAAGUUGAGUCUUGGUCAACGUCUGCCAUUCGAUCAUGGACGGACGUACUUACAUAUCCGCUACCCUAUCUAGAGUCAUAGUCGUCAAUCGCGGUGGCGCAUGCCUCAAAACGAGAGCGUGUCCGUGCACGAACGAAGUGCGUGUUUGUCAGGUGUGGGGUCCAUCCCCACUUCCCCACCCCCACCCCCAGUCUCUUCACAUUCCAACCCGGUACCCGCCGCAACGUUCCCCAGAUCCGGGAUCCAAUUUCAGAUACCUAGCCAAAGUGCACAUAGGCGCCUCCAUUCUCCCACACAGAACCUCCAGGCGCGCUCUACACGCUUUCAUUUCUUUCACAAUCUAUUACUUACAAUGACCAAUGCUCGGGUCCGGGGCCAGAGCUCCUCGGGUUUCGGCUGCUUACGCAGUACUAUGUGCGCGCCCCAUAGGUCUAUCUGGAACUUUUCCGAAGCAAAACUCUCGGCCCGCUACGAGACCGCUCCCACACCGUGUACUUUCAUCAUCUUCGAGCCGGAUCCUAUUAAUCUUACGUACAAUCCAGACUGCCAAAUGCUGUUCUGACCUAUGGGUACCAGGUCCCGUCCUGCUGUGCGUAGCUGUGAAACGCCUCGUCAAUUCCUCCCACCCAGGGCG
Messenger RNA from Laetiporus sulphureus 93-53, 770 nucleotides. RefSeq lists its product as uncharacterized. The record is from RefSeq and is a predicted model, not a curated record. Bases 237 to 698 code for a protein of 153 amino acids. The transcript has a single exon. Lineage: Eukaryota; Fungi; Basidiomycota; Agaricomycetes; Polyporales; Laetiporaceae.